Molecule: messenger RNA, 1066 nt
Organism: Cynoglossus semilaevis (tongue sole)
Lineage: Eukaryota; Metazoa; Chordata; Actinopteri; Pleuronectiformes; Cynoglossidae
Product: upstream-binding factor 1-like protein 1
Exons: 10
Coding region: 236-892 (218 amino acids)
Source: RefSeq, a predicted model, not a curated record
UUCAUUCAAUGACGUAUUUUCCUGUGCGCCUAAAACUUGGUGUGUUCUUUAGCUGCAACUUUAGCCCUUCAUAUCAAAAACAAAACAUUGCUUACACGCAACGCAUUUCUAAUGGCAAUUACACCUACCCUCAAAAACGGCAGUACCGGUGUAGCGUCAAUUGACGAUGGAUGCGAUUGAACAGUCUGUUCACUAAGGCUCAAACACCGAAAACAACACGGAAGUGACUGAAAUUAUGAAACCCAAUGAACGGGAGUGGAGCAACGAAGACCUGUGGAAGCUGUUCACGGCAAUGAGAGAGCAUUUACACGAUAUUGCACUAAAGCGAAAAACGAACUGGAACAAGGUGGCAUUUCCCCCAUUCUCUCCUGAGGAGUGCGACUUGAAGUGGAAACAGAUUUCGCAGGAGGAAGAAAAUAAGUCACAGUCUGAAACUAAUGAUGUAGAAGGUCUGCCCACCAAGCCUCCACGCUGCUGCUAUAACUUAUUCUGCAAAGAGCUAGUGGAUUCAAACCCCUUCAAGAGGAACUGUGUAAACUUAUGGGCGAAAAGAUGGCAGGCGUUGCCCGAAUCUCAGAGGGAGAAGUACCAAACGCGCUGCACUGAGAUGAAGAAAGAAUACAUGGUGAAGCUGGACAAGUAUCUCCAGAAGCUGACAGCUGAACAAGAGAAAAUCAUUAAAAGCUCCAACAGUGAGGUUUUGCAGGCGUUCAACAACAUCAACUCUGCAGCAGACCGGCCAAACCCAGACAGAACAUCAGACUCAGAAGACGACAACAUCGAGUUCAGCACCAGCAGUAGUGAGGAAGGCGAGGACUACGUCCGUUUUAAUGAGGAUGAAACUGAAGAAGAGGAGGACGAGGAUGAAGUCGUCAUGUUUCAGAUGUAUUAGACCGACUAACCAAAAGCGUCAACACUGCCAUCAGGAGGAAAUCGAAUCAUUAUAGCUACUUAACAAACAGCUCACCAAUGAUCAUCAACUGCCGAACAGUCCAACGUGGCCCGCAGCUGAAUUCCCAAAUUCCGGGUUGUCUGCACUGUAAAAGCAGCUAAAAAAAACUAAAAA